Cricetulus griseus (Chinese hamster) is the source of this 1365-nucleotide messenger RNA. Lineage: Eukaryota; Metazoa; Chordata; Mammalia; Rodentia; Cricetidae. The record is from RefSeq and is a predicted model, not a curated record.
GAUUGUUCGCAUUUUGGAUCGAUUUCUUGGCCCAACUUUUUAAUACUUUUAAAAAUAUUCAGUUCUAGGGCCUACAACCAUCUUUUUUUCCCCUCUGUGGCCAAAUGGCUCAAUUUAUCAUUUAAAAAUUUUAAAUUAAGCCAUUAGGUCAAGUAGUCAGUCGGCGAGGCAGUGAUGGGGAGGCAAGAUCAGGACAUCAAGUGGAGAACAUAGAAAUUUAUAUCUUCUAAAUACCUAAAAUUGACCACCAUAAUUCCAGCUUUAUUUCAAGAAACGUGGCCCUGACUGCUGAAGGUGGGAGACACCGUGGUAAAUGAGGGCUUAGCGGGGAGAAGUGCAAUUCUAUUCUAGCCUGGGUACAAUCAGCAGAGGUACCAGACACCCAAAAUAAACUCCAAGCAGCCAGCCAGCGGUCCGCUGCGAGGCGGGGCGGGGGCUCGCGUAGCCCCGCCUUAGACCUUAGUGACGUAGGACAAUGCCUGCCACGCGUCGGAAUUCGAUCCUACCGGGAGAGCCACACGCCUGCAGACACGAAAUAGGGCUUACACUAGGCCUGGGGUACCUGGGAACCAUGCAUUUCCUAUUCAGGCUAGCGGUUUUGCUCAGCCUGUGGAGCUGUUCUAACGCUCAGGGACAAACGAAAGAAGAAAGCCCAGAGGAAGUGAAAAUAGAAGUUUUGCAUCGUCCAGAAAACUGCUCCAAAACAAGCAGGAAAGGAGACUUGCUAAAUGCCCAUUACGACGGCUACUUGGCUAAAGAUGGCUCCAAAUUCUACUGCAGCCGGACACAAGAUGAAGGCCACCCCAAAUGGUUUGUUCUUGGUGUUGGGCACGUCAUAAAAGGGCUGGACAUUGCUAUGAUGGACAUGUGCCCUGGAGAGAAGAGAAAGGUGAUUAUACCCCCUUCGUUUGCAUAUGGAAAAGAAGGCUAUGAAGGCAAGAUUCCACCCAACGCAACACUGAUGUUUGAGAUUGAACUGUACGCUGUGACCAAAGGACCACGGAGCAUUGAAACAUUUAAGGAAAUAGACACAGACAAUGACCGGCAACUCUCUAAAGCUGAGAUCGAGCUUUACUUACAGAAGGACUUUGAAAAAGAUGCCAAACCCCGUGACAAAUCAUACCAGAAUGCAGUUUUGGAAGAUAUCUUUAAGAAAAAUGACCACAACAGAGAUGGCUUCAUUUCUCCCAAGGAAUACAAUGUGCACCAACAUGAUGAGCUAUAAAUUUAUUUUACUUUUUUAUUUGUUAGUACUUACUGUAUUUUGAUUUUUAAAAGAAAAAUUACUUUUCUCCAGGUUGUGGUUUCCUUUUUUCCCUUAUGAGAAGAUAUUUGUUUCCUUUACUAAACAUAAUUUUGGUGUAA